AUGGUGAGGAAGGCAGUGUUGGAGAGGGUGAGGGUGGGAGUGGUGGUGGCGGUGGGAGUGACGGGCAAUGGUGGUGACAGUGGGGGUAAUGGUGGGGCUGAUAGUGGGGAUGGUAGUUGGGGUAGAGAUAGGGGUAAUGGUGGUGGUGGCGAUGGUGGUGGUGGCGGCGACUACGAUGAUUGUGGUGGUGGUGGUGAUAAGGGCAGCAGUGGUGGUGAUAGCCAUGAUAAGAUUGGCGGUGGCGAUGGUGGUUUGUCGAUAAUGGUGGGGGAGGUAGUGGUGGAGGAAUUGGGGGUGGUAAUGGUAGUGGUUGUGGCGGUGGGUGUGAUGAUGGUGAUGAUGCUGGUAGUGACUAGCAGUGGUGGUGACACUGAGGGUAAUGGUGGGGCUGAUAGUGGGGAUGGUAGUUGGGGUGAAGAUGAGGGUAAGGGCGGUGGUGGCGGCGUUAGUGAUGGUGAUGGGGCUGGCGGUGGAGGUGACAGUGGGGGUGGUGUGGGGGUAAAGGCGGUGGUGGCAGUGGCAGUGAUUGUGAUGGUGCUGGCGGUGGUGGUGACGGUGGGAGCGGCGACGGUGGCGGUGAUGGUGAUGACGCUGGCUUGUAAAGAAAAGAGAGGGUGGAAUUUUCAACUCAAGUUAUGUUUGUAG
Molecule: messenger RNA, 645 nt
Organism: Prunus persica (peach)
Lineage: Eukaryota; Viridiplantae; Streptophyta; Magnoliopsida; Rosales; Rosaceae
Product: putative glycine-rich cell wall structural protein 1
Exons: 2
Coding region: 1-645 (214 amino acids)
Source: RefSeq, a predicted model, not a curated record